GCGGAAGGGGCGGAGCCUGAGGAGCGCAGCCGGAACAGGUCGGUGGGGCCGGGGGGUCCCCGGGAGAGCCCCGUAAGGACCGGUAACAGCUCGUACAGACCAGUGACCGCUGCCCCCAUCCCAGUACAGACCAGUGACCGCUGACCCCAUCCCAGUACAGACCAGUGACCGUUCACUCCUCCCAGUUGCGCCCGGGGGCUCCUCAGUGACCUCCAGAGACCCUCGGCCAUGGGCGAGCGCAAAGGCACCAACAAGUACUACCCGCCCGACUUCGACCCUGCCAAGCAUGGUUCCCUCAACAAAUACCACCACAGCCACCCCCUGCGCGAGCGCGCCCGCAAGCUCUCCCAGGGCAUCCUUGUCAUCAGGUUCGAGAUGCCCUUCAACAUCUGGUGUGACGGCUGCCAGAACCACAUCGGGAUGGGCGUCAGGUACAAUGCUGAGAAGAAGAAGGUGGGGAGCUACUACACCACGCCCGUGUACAGGUUCAGGAUGAAGUGUCACCUGUGCGUCAACUACAUCGAGCUGCAGACGGAUCCUGGGAACUGCGACUAUGUCAUCGUCAGCGGCGCCCGGCGCAAGGAGGAGCGCUGGGAGCCCGAGGACAGCGGCCAGGUGCUGCCCACCACCCCGGAGCAGCGGGAGCGCCUGGCGGUGGACGCGAUGUUCCGCCUGGAGCACGGCGUGUCGGACCGGGGGGUGCUGGAGCGCGCCGCCCCCACGCUGGCGCGGCUGCAGCAGGCGCAGGACGCCUGGAAGGACGACUUCGGCCUCAACAGCCGCCUGCGCCGGCGCUUCCGGGAGGAGAAGAAGACGCUGAAGGAGGAGGAAGAGGAGGCGGCGGCGCUGCAGGCGAAGGCCGGACUCAGCAUCCCUCUGCUCCGCGAGGAAGAGGAGGAUCGGCGCCUCGCCGCCCUGCUCACCCUCCGCGCCCCCGAUUCCUACGAGGAGAAGCAGCGGCUGAAGCGCUCCGAGAUCUCCCAGCGCUCCUGGUUCGGUCCCCGAACGGCCGGGGGGGCGCUCCAGAAAUUGGGGCUGGGGUCGCCACGGCCACCGAGGGCACCCCUGGGGCCGCCCCCGACCCCCGCCGGGCUCGGCAUCGUGCGGAGGAAGGCGGCGGAGGAGGGGGCGCAGCUGGUACCGCGGGAGACCCCCGAAAGCGGAGCGGAGCCGCCCGGUGCUGCCCCCCAGGACCAGCCCGCUGCCGCCCCCCAGUCUGAGGGGGCUCCCCGGGACACCCCCGGUGCCGCCGCCCUCCGGGACACCCCCGGUGCCGCUCACCGGGACCCGCCCGGUACCAUCCCCCGGGACCCCCCCGGUGCCGCUCACCGGGAUCCGCCCGGUGCCGCCCCCCGGGACCCCCCCGGUACCGCUGCCUGGGACCCGCCCGGUGCCGCUCCCCAGGCUGGGGGGGCUCCCCGGGACACCCCCGGUGCUGCCGCCCGGGACCCCCCCGGUGCCGCGCCCCGGGACCCCCCCGGUGCCGCCCCCCGGGACCCGCCCGGUGCCGCCCCCCGGGACACCCCCGGUGCCGCCGCCCCCGCCCCGUCCCUGGUCGCCGACUAUUCGGACUCCGGUUCCGAGAGCCCCUGAGCGGGGUUUGGGGGGGUCGGGACCCCCCAAAACCGGGGGGGGCUGAUCCUGGGGGGGGUCCCGAGCACCUUUUACCCCCCCCUCCCACCCGAGACCCCCCCCACUGUAAUUUGCACCCCCAAAAUUAAAAAGAAU
Molecule: messenger RNA, 1728 nt
Organism: Taeniopygia guttata (zebra finch)
Lineage: Eukaryota; Metazoa; Chordata; Aves; Passeriformes; Estrildidae
Gene: YJU2B
Product: YJU2 splicing factor homolog B
Biological process (GO): mRNA splicing, via spliceosome
Cellular component (GO): U2-type spliceosomal complex; post-mRNA release spliceosomal complex
Source: RefSeq, a predicted model, not a curated record